Ilex paraguariensis (yerba mate) is the source of this 1380-nucleotide messenger RNA. The record is from the annotation of a GenBank genome assembly. NCBI's taxonomy places the organism in Eukaryota, Viridiplantae, Streptophyta, Magnoliopsida, Aquifoliales, Aquifoliaceae.
AUGGGGUCAGAGGGAAGUCAGAAGCACAUGGUGGUUACUCAAGUUAGUGUUGGUGGUUUCGACAACUAUGUAACUGCAAAAAUGCUUUGCGAUUACUUGGAAGCUAACAUUGGAGCUGUUUGGAGGUGUAGAUUGAAGACUUCUUCAACCCCUCCCAAUUCUUACCCAAAUUUUGUGAUUAACCCGACAAAUGUCCUGGGAACAAACGAUUACAAGAAGGUGGAGCCUCACGCAUUUGUGCAUUUUGCCAUGCCAGACUCUUCAAUGUUAGCUCUGGAUUAUGCAGGGCGUGGUGAGCUUAUAUUUGAAGAGAAACCGCUGAAAGUUAGUUUGGGGCCUGAGACUCCAUAUCAUAUGAAUCAGAGGAGAAGGACGACAAUCCCCUUCAAGAUAUCUGAUGUGCGUGUUGAGAUUGGCAUCUUAGUUAGCCCAGAUGAGUUCUUUGUUGGUUGGAGAGCCAUGCAGGCAGUCAUAAGAUGCAAUUUUAAGAUUGAAUUCUUGGUCAGAGAUAUUGAUGAGAUCAAACAAGAUGCAGAUAUGUCAUCCUUAAUAGUUUUGUUGCAGCUGGCCUCCUCUCCUUUAAUUUACUAUAGAACUGCAGAUGAUGAUAUUGAAGAAUCAGUUCCAUUUGAUUUGUUGGACGAUGAUGAUCCAUGGAUCCGAACUACAGAUUUUACUCCUAGUGGGGCCAUUGGUAGGUGUAAUACUUAUCGAAUUUCAAUCCGACCUCGCAAUGGUCCAAAUCUGGAGAAGGCCAUGGAUUAUCUUAAGGAGCAGAGGGUGCAGGUAUCAAAUUACUGCCCUACACAGCAGCUUAGGAUACGGGAUGAACCUGAUUUUGGGAUACCUAUGUCAGAUCCUUUCUUUUGUAUUCCAUACAAGACAGAUGUAUCCUUUAAGAUCUUGUUUUUGGUAAAUGCAGUCAUGCACAAAGGCAUAAUAAACCAGCACCAGUUGUCAGACAGCUUCUUUCAUUUACUGAGAAGCCAAAGAGACGACGUCAAUGUAGCUGCAUUAAAGCACAUCUAUUCUCAUAAUUGCCCUUUGAAUGAUGCUUGUAGGAGGCUGGAACUUGUUCAGGAAUGGUUGCUGAAAAAUCCUAAGCUUCUUGAGAGACCUAGAGAGUUGAAUAAUGUUGUCAAAGUUAGGAGGUUGGUUAUAACCCCGACCAAAGCCUACUGUCUUCCACCAGAAGCUGAACUUUCAAAUAGGGUUCUUAGGAAUUACAGAGAAGUUGCUGAUCGUUUUUUAAGGGUUACCUUCAUGGAUGAAGGCAUGCAGACACUUAACAAGAAUGCAAUUGACUAUUAUCCUGCUCCUAUCCUUAGGGACAUCACUUCAAAUUUUAAUUCCCAGAAAACCAAAUGUUCCAAAGAGUGA